Dreissena polymorpha is the source of this 768-nucleotide messenger RNA. RefSeq lists its product as uncharacterized. The transcript has 3 exons. The record is from RefSeq and is a predicted model, not a curated record. NCBI's taxonomy places the organism in Eukaryota, Metazoa, Mollusca, Bivalvia, Myida, Dreissenidae. Bases 45 to 689 code for a protein of 214 amino acids.
ACGUUCACAAGACCUCCAAGUUCAGAAGGUAUGGAUUCCUUCACAUGGACGUCUAUACUUUCCGGCUGUGGGAGAUGUACGUGUCAACAGUCAGGUCAGAGUAUUUUCAGGGCCUUACGAAGUUGGAGACAAAGAACAAGCUUGUUUUUGGCCGCUUUGAGAACAGCGACGGUAUGGUGCAGCCGUCGAACAUCAACCACUGGGUACAGGACGCUUGGAGAAAAUCGGGCAUGCAGGACCUGUAUCCAGAUUACCACUUCUCCCUCACUUUGAACCGGAAGCGGAUUACCUUGGUCAGAAGGAUGGCGGACCAGCAAAGGGCACAUGAAAUAGUUGACUUUCUGAAGCACAACAUGUCAACCGCGAACCGGCACUACGCGCCGAUCGAGCAGUUGGAACAGUCACAGAAAACCUACAGAUGGUUUCAACUACACGUUGCCUUGAUGUCGGCCACAGCAUCCGCCACCAACCCGCAAAUGCCAAACCGCCCUGAUGUCGCGCUGGCUAAUAGACGCCGGUUUGGUCUGGGCCCUUCCAUAGCCUCCGCUACUGCACUAAACUGGAGACGAACGUUCUACACGAGGGCCUCCCCAUCAUGUCAGGUACUGACAGUCACAGGGCCGCCCUACGACGGAUACGGCAUUGUCGGAGGGGAAGGAGACUGGGGACACGACAGCCGGAAUUCCUAGAUGUGCAACAGCCUCCCAAACUGCACCAAACCCGAACAACUACGACCCAAAUGAUGACAUUCCAUUGACGUCGGAUACA